AUGUUCAAAUUAGCAGCUGGCCGUACCCUCAGAGAAAGCUCAAGGGGACUCCUCAAACAACCAUCUACAUCUCUUAUCCGCCACUACUCCCUUGCAGACAGACAGGGUGUCCUUAGACUGGAGGAGCUGAUGCUCCAAUGUCACGCCUAUCCGGACCUUAGAACCAAGGCAUACGACGCAUUUAAAGUUGUUGACAAGGCCAUCACGGUAGCAGACAAGCGCGCCAAUUCGUUUUUCUUUGAUAGAUAUUCGGCCAUCACAAGUUUCAUGUUCAGCGUGCUGUUCACGAGAGAGAUACUCCGCAAGCCGAAUAAAGAGGUUGUUGACCAAUUUCUGGAUUCUAUCGCGCUACAUGACAUCGACUUCCAGCUAGAGGAUGUCAAACUGGUAAUCCAAUAUUUGGGCACAAUCAAAAGAUUGCUGUGA
Ogataea angusta is the source of this 426-nucleotide messenger RNA. RefSeq lists its product as uncharacterized. The transcript has a single exon. The record is from RefSeq and is a predicted model, not a curated record. NCBI's taxonomy places the organism in Eukaryota, Fungi, Ascomycota, Pichiomycetes, Pichiales, Pichiaceae. Bases 1 to 426 code for a protein of 141 amino acids.